CCCAUUUUCAGGAUCCUCUCGACAGUUAACACAUCACUUUGUUGCGGCCUUAACCCCCUCUUGAAACCCAUCGUCUCUCCUUCUUGAAAGCUGUACAGCAAUGGCUUUCAACAUCAACGACUGGGUGGAGAUAUGCAGGAAGGAAGAGGGGUCCUCGUGCGUCUAUUACUCGGCAGCUCUCCUAGCUGCGGUAGGAAGAACCAGAUACUUGGUACGUUACGAGACCCGUUUAAUCCCCGACGGAACACGUUUGCUCACCGAAGUCGUUGGCGCCGAUGAAGUCCGGCCUUGGCCCCCUGAUAGUUCUUACUUCGAUUUCGUGGUUUCUCACAGGAUUGAUGCCUUUGUCGACAAAGCUUGGAGGGUUGGAACCGUCACAAAAAGAGUUGACCCCAACUACUACGUGAAGUUGGAUUGUAAUGGGAACGAAGCGCAUUGUCCUUUCUUUAAAGUUAGGCGACAUCUUGAAUGGCAAAAUGGGACUUGGCUCUCUCCUGCAACUCAGUCUCAAGGCGACAGCUCAGCAGCUCCAGGGGAUAAGCCCGGCAACUAAGCGAACAUGAAGGAAGAAAUUGGGGCUAACUUUGAUUAGUUUAGAUAUUAGUCUGCAGCAGUGAGAUUUGAAACCCCUUCUAUUUCUUUGUUUUUGUUUCAUAUGUUCUUCCUUUGCUUUGUCCGAAACAUGAAAACCU
Molecule: messenger RNA, 692 nt
Organism: Hibiscus syriacus
Lineage: Eukaryota; Viridiplantae; Streptophyta; Magnoliopsida; Malvales; Malvaceae
Product: protein AGENET DOMAIN (AGD)-CONTAINING P1-like
Exons: 2
Coding region: 101-553 (150 amino acids)
Source: RefSeq, a predicted model, not a curated record